UCAAAGACCUGUCAAUCAAAGAGAAACUGGAAAUGUGUAGCCCGUUUUCGCAUAGUCCACUUUAGCUUUCGUGUUUAGUGACGGGAAAGUUGAAAAUAUAUUUUUAAAACGGCGUAUGAUCUCUUAAACGGUAGUUAUUAAAGUCAGUAACGUGUUGACUACGCUUAUUUCAGCGGGGGACAUUUUCUCAGAAACCUUGAGCGACACAUAGAGGGGUCAACAUGGCCCAGUGGAAUCAGUUACAGCAGUUGGAGACGCGGUAUCUGGAGCAGCUGUAUCACCUGUACAGUGACAGCUUCCCCAUGGAGCUGCGGCAGUUCCUGGCCCCCUGGAUCGAGAGCCAGGACUGGGCGUAUGCAGCCAACAAGGAGUCUCACGCAACGCUUGUGUUCCAUAACCUGCUGGGUGAGAUUGAUCAGCAGUACAGCCGCUUCCUGCAGGAGAACAACGUCCUGUACCAGCACAACCUGCGGCGCAUCAAACAGCACCUGCAGAGCAAGUAUUUGGAGAAGCCCAUGGAGAUCGCCCGCAUCGUGGCCCGCUGCCUGUGGGAAGAGCAGCGUCUGCUGCAGACGGCCACCACUGUGCAGCAGGAUGGCCAGGUUGCCCAUCCCACAGGAACUGUGGUGACAGAAAAACAGCAGAUACUGGAACACAACCUGCAGGACAUCAGGAAGAGAGUACAGGAUAUGGAGCAGAAGAUGAAGAUGUUGGAAAAUCUGCAAGAUGAUUUUGACUUCAACUACAAAACUCUAAAGAGUGCUGGAGAGUUGUCUCAGGACCUGAAUGGAAACAGCCAGGCAGCAGCUACCAGGCAGAAGAUGUCUCAGCUGGAGCAGAUGCUGAGCGCUCUGGAUCAGCUGAGGAGGCAAAUAGUGACUGAAAUGGCAGGGCUGCUGUCUGCCAUGGACUUUGUGCAAAAAAAUCUGACCGAUGAAGAACUGGCCGACUGGAAGAGGAGACAGCAGAUCGCUUGCAUCGGAGGACCACCGAACAUCUGCCUGGACCGCUUAGAGACAUGGAUCACCUCUUUGGCUGAGUCACAGUUGCAGAUAAGACAGCAGAUCAAGAAACUGGAGGAGCUUCAACAGAAGGUCUCGUACAAAGGAGAUCCAAUUAUUCAGCACCGCCCUGCUCUGGAAGAGAAGAUCGUAGACCUGUUCCGCAACCUUAUGAAGAGUGCAUUUGUUGUUGAGAGACAGCCUUGUAUGCCCAUGCACCCUGACCGACCCCUUGUCAUCAAAACAGGAGUUCAGUUCACCACCAAAGUCAGGUUACUUGUGAAAUUCCCAGAGUUGAAUUACCAGCUGAAAAUCAAAGUGUGCAUUGACAAGGAGUCAGGUGACGUGGCAGCCAUUCGAGGUUCACGCAAGUUCAACAUCCUUGGCACCAACACGAAGGUGAUGAACAUGGAGGAAUCCAACAAUGGCAGCCUGUCAGCAGAGUUCAAACAUCUGACUCUACGAGAGCAGAGAUGCGGCAACGGAGGUCGAACCAACAGUGACGCAUCUCUGAUAGUGACUGAAGAACUUCACCUGAUCACAUUCGAGACAGAGGUCUACCACCAAGGACUAAAGAUCGACCUUGAGACGCACUCUCUCCCAGUGGUGGUCAUCUCUAAUAUCUGUCAAAUGCCAAAUGCAUGGGCGUCCAUCCUGUGGUACAACAUGCUGACCAACCAUCCCAAGAAUGUGAAUUUCUUCACCAAACCUCCAGUGGGAACGUGGGAUCAGGUGGCAGAGGUGCUCAGCUGGCAGUUUUCAUCCACAACCAAAAGAGGACUUACCAUUGAGCAGCUCACCACACUUGCAGAGAAACUUUUGGGUCCGUGUGUAAACUACUCCGGUUGCCAAAUCACAUGGGCCAAGUUCUGCAAAGAGAACAUGGCAGGAAAAGGUUUCUCAUUCUGGGUGUGGCUAGACAACAUUAUUGACCUAGUGAAGAAAUAUAUUUUGGCUCUAUGGAAUGAAGGGUAUAUUAUGGGCUUCAUCAGUAAAGAGAGAGAGAGGGCAAUCCUGAGUCCAAAGCCUCCUGGGACAUUCCUGCUACGCUUCAGUGAAAGCAGCAAAGAGGGAGGAAUUACCUUCACCUGGGUUGAGAAGGACAUCAAUGGUAAGACCCAGAUCCAGUCAGUUGAACCGUACACUAAGCAGCAGCUCAACAGCAUGUCUUUCGCUGAGAUCAUCAUGGGCUACAAGAUCAUGGAUGCCACCAACAUCCUCGUCUCGCCGCUGGUCUACCUCUACCCCGAAAUCCCCAAAGAGGAGGCGUUUGGCAAGUACUGCCGCCCCGAGGCCCAGCCUGAUACUGAAUUCCCUGACCCUGGAUGUGUAAUUCAGCCCUACCUGAAGACCAAGUUCAUCUGUGUCACCCCGUGUCCUUCUGUCUUCAUGGACUUCCCGGACAGUGAGCUGUUUGGGAACGGCUUCCCUGGGACUAACUCUGGCAACACAAGUGAUUUGUUCCCGAUGUCCCCUCGUACACUCGAUUCUCUCAUGCACAAUGAAGCCACGGAGGCCAAUCCGGGACCUCUCGAAUCCCUCACUCUGGACAUGGAGUUGAGCUCCGAUCAUCCCUCACCCAUGAGAGAAGGGUUUGCAGCCUCAGCAAUCUCAGAUAUGGACACCUGCCGAAAUGCUUAGGUUUCCAACGUUUAGUUUUUUUAUGUUAUUUACAUAGGGAAAAUUAAUUGUCAUGUAUAUAAUGUGCUUAGGUGCUAGAGCCCUUUUCUCUCUCCGAGCCAAUUCUUUUCUUUUCAGUUUUUACAGGCAUAGCCACAAGCGUGCAAACGCGCUAGAAAGUUAACUUUUCAUCCUCAUAUCAACGUUGAUAAUACUGAAUUGAACUCAUUCUUUUUUAAAUGGUUAAGAUGUACGUUUUAUUUGUCUUUUAUUACAUGAGGCAUUGAAGACCAAUAACAGGAGUUUUUAGCUUUUUUUUUGGCCUUUGUCAAAGAAGGUUAAUAUAAAGAUUAUAUAAAAAAAAUGUAAUCUGUUUAAUUGCAGACAUUUGGCCAUGACUUUCACUUGUAUUGCAGUGUCCACUGGUGUUAGUAUACAUGAAACGUAUUUUGAUCUGUUAGCAUAGCAUAUGGCCAGUGAAUUCUUCAUUCUUUAUGUUGAUCUUUUGAAAUGAGUGUGAAGGGGAGUUAACUUUACAGUAGUAUUGACAAGCAGUACUUUAAAGCUGCCAAAACCCGGCAUGAUCUUGUACCGUGUUGAACAUAAACUUCAAAUCUGGAUUGGUACAGAAUUAUCAUUUAUGGUCAGAUGAUAAGUUUGUGCAUGCAGGUCUAUAAUGUCCAUUUUAGCUUCUGGUUUAUAUAAAUAUACUGUAUUUUAAUGUUUUACUGAAAAAUAUUUGACUCUUUUAUUGGAUUUCUUCGGGAAGUGAAUGGAAGAAUAUAUAUAUAUACACACAUUACACAGAUGAGCAAAUGUGAUAUUUCCACCAUAUUACAGUGUCCUAGAUGUGAUGUUUAUUGCGCUAACUUAGCAAGCAAAUCUUGCACUAUAAUUGUAACAAUUAGAUGGUGAAUCUUAUAUAUAGAGAGACACAUUCAUACAUGCACAUAUAUAUACAGAUAUUUAUAAUUUUGUUCAAUUCACUGAUCUGUUGUGUCGUCAUGUAAGGUAGCGCUUCAAACGGAAAUAUGAUGGAAAAUGAUGUUUCUUCAUUGUGUAACUACAUUUUAAACGUCUGUCAGUCUGAGUUUGUUUCCCAGUCUGUGUAUCUAUCCUUCCUUCUACUCUCAAUUUAUAGUGUGUAUAUUAUAUAUAUAUAUAUAUAUACACUGCACUAUGUAAAUUCUCUUUAUUGUACAAUGAAUUCUUGAUGAGAAACAGUCA
Rhinichthys klamathensis goyatoka is the source of this 3848-nucleotide messenger RNA. RefSeq names its product signal transducer and activator of transcription 3 (acute-phase response factor) (gene stat3). The transcript has 24 exons. NCBI's taxonomy places the organism in Eukaryota, Metazoa, Chordata, Actinopteri, Cypriniformes, Leuciscidae. Gene Ontology annotation, biological process: cell surface receptor signaling pathway via JAK-STAT; regulation of cell population proliferation; response to peptide hormone. The record is from RefSeq and is a predicted model, not a curated record. Bases 222 to 2642 code for a protein of 806 amino acids. Gene Ontology annotation, molecular function: RNA polymerase II cis-regulatory region sequence-specific DNA binding; DNA-binding transcription factor activity, RNA polymerase II-specific.